AUGUCACAAUUGUUGUCUGCUAAUUGCAUGCAAAGUCUGCCAGCCGAGCUUGUGACGUUUUUAACCAGUAUGCAGUCGCAGUUCAGUGCACUUAACGAACGUACAGUACAUUUGGAAUCACUUGCUGCUAAAAAUGUCCAAUUGCAUGCUCAAUUAUCUAAUGUUGCUGCCUCUCAAAGACUAUUCUCUGACAAAACUGAUCCUGAUGGUUUUGAAUAUGCUUAUAUUUCUCGCUCACGCCACAUUACACACAGUGAAGUGCGCCGUUCUCUCUGCACUCUUGGUGUUGACACUGGCCGUCUAUUGGACAUUAACUUCCCUGGUUGUGGAGUGAUUGGAAUUCUUGUUCAUGUCUCUCUUGUCAACAACUUUGAUCCACUUGACCCCAAGAAUGCUGCUGAUCCCAAGUUUGUCAAUCUGUCUCUUUCUGGUCUGGAAACCCAGACCUUGGUUCUUCAAAAUGCUUGCUGCAUUCAGGCCCUUAAGUUUCUGCGUCCUCACCUUGUUCUUCUAGUUGCACACUUCCUUGUCUAA
Phycomyces blakesleeanus NRRL 1555(-) is the source of this 534-nucleotide messenger RNA. RefSeq lists its product as hypothetical. The coding region runs from base 1 to 534 and encodes 177 amino acids. The transcript is spliced from 3 exons. The record is from RefSeq and is a predicted model, not a curated record. Lineage: Eukaryota; Fungi; Mucoromycota; Mucoromycetes; Mucorales; Phycomycetaceae.